AUGGCUAGCUUCUGUCCUCCUUGCAAGCCACGUAGGCUCAUGUUGACCAAUGAUGGAUGUACUUGCUCCAUGUUAUGUCUAUAUUUUGCUAUCAAGGAUAUCACUGUCAUGAUGAUAUUGUAUGGCUCGAAUAGUAUUGAUGCAAAAGCUUGGAUAGGUCUGCUAUUCGGCUACGGUGUAGGAAAGCAUAGUGUUAGUCGUAGCGGCGUAGAGCUGUAUGUGUUAGGCCGUGAUAAUGAAGAUGACUGCAAUCUUAGAGAGAAAUUAAAAAAGGAUACUUUGGUUAUUAUAAAUGCUCUUCAUAGAGCUAACCCUUCAAAGCUGACUUUUAUCAAUUACGUUUUAACAGUUUACGUAGAUCAGUUUUUAACCAUCUUGAAAUAUAAGCUAGAACGAUUUAUUUGUUUAUAUUGCGAAAGAACUUUCCGCGAUUCUACCACGUUGAAAGACCACAUGAGAAAGAAAAGGCAUAGAAAAAUUAAUGCCAAUAACAAGGAAUACGAUAAAUUUUAUAUUAUUAAUUAUCUAAAACUUGGAAAUUUCCUUUUAGAUUUACAAGAUCCUGGUAAAGGUUGGAAGAAUAUUCAAGAAGAAGAGAACAGACAAGACGACAACGAUACAGACAACUCGGAUGAGGAGUGGAGCGAUGAAUCUAUCGAUCAGGCUGCAAACGCUUCAUGUUUGUUCUGUGAUUUGACUUCCCAAGUCAAUGAUGUUGUCGUCCACUUGAACGAUUUUCACAAUUUUAAUAUUUCUGGUCUUGUGAAACAAUUCGGACUAAAUAUCUACGAACAGAUAAAACUAAUUAACUACUUACGAUUAAAGAAAAAUGAAAAUAAAUGCGGAUUUUGUGGCUGUCAGUGCGCCAGUGUGGAAGAAUUUUCAACGCAUGUUAAUGGGGCUCAUCUAUGUUUUAAUUCUGAAAUCAAGGAGAUUCAACUUCCCGCUAAAGAACAUUGGAACCUAUCACUAUUUUUGUUCCCAGUCAUUGAAGAUGAUCCAUUGCUAUGUAUAUUAGAAGAUGAAUCCACUGAUUGUUCGCCAUUGUGA
This is a messenger RNA of Trichoplax adhaerens, 1050 nucleotides long. RefSeq lists its product as uncharacterized. Bases 1 to 1050 code for a protein of 349 amino acids. The record is from RefSeq and is a predicted model, not a curated record. Lineage: Eukaryota; Metazoa; Placozoa; Uniplacotomia; Trichoplacea; Trichoplacidae. The transcript has 11 exons.